Saccostrea cuccullata (small rock oyster) is the source of this 1891-nucleotide messenger RNA. RefSeq names its product mitochondrial import inner membrane translocase subunit TIM44-like. The transcript is spliced from 15 exons. Lineage: Eukaryota; Metazoa; Mollusca; Bivalvia; Ostreida; Ostreidae. Gene Ontology annotation, molecular function: protein-folding chaperone binding. Bases 24 to 1412 code for a protein of 462 amino acids. The record is from RefSeq and is a predicted model, not a curated record. Gene Ontology annotation, cellular component: mitochondrial inner membrane. Gene Ontology annotation, biological process: protein import into mitochondrial matrix.
AUCAAAAUUCACUAUAAACCAACAUGUCGACCUUGGGCCACGCUGCUGGUGUUGUUUGUCGUAAAAGUUGUGUUUUACAGCUUAUUAAAUGUCAGCGAUGUUUAAUACCACGUCGUCAGAACCAUGUGUGUGGAAACGUCAACAGAGGAUCAAAUGUGCUACAGCAAAACUCUAUGCAGGCACAAUACAAGCAGGUCCGAUUUUACUCAGAAAACCAACAGCCAAGAAAUUUCUUUCAAAAAUUAAUCAGUCAAGUUCAAGAAGACCUGAAAAAGAACAAAGAAAUCAAGGAAAACUUGAAGAAAUUCAGAGAAGAAAGAAAAAGUCUAGAGGAGUCAGAAGCAUUGUUAAAAGCAAGAGAGAAGUUUAAAAAAGUACAAGAAGAAACCAAGAAAAGUUCAACGGUCUUUCAGAAAACUUUUGAGGAUGUUAAAGGAAAAGUCUCAGAGACAGUGGAUGAAGUCAGUAAAUCAGAGUUCGGGAAGAAAAGUAAGGAAUUUACAGAAGAACUUGGGAAAACAGCUGGUAAAGCUGCUGAAACAAUUUCCAGUGCAGGAGAGCAGCUGGCCAAGACCCAACCGAUGAAGAAAGUUGCACAGGGUGUUAAAACAGUAUCGGAAGAAUUAGAUGAACUUGCUUUCUCUAGAAACAGAAUUUAUAAAGCUCCUGAGAGACCACUGAAAAGAUCAGAAUUCAGGACAAUAAAGAAGGAGGAGAAAGAAAUCAAAGUGGAUGAUGAAACCACAGGUGUGACACUACAUAAAGACUCCAAAUUUUACCAGAGCUGGCAAAACUUCAAGGAGAAUAAUGCCUACUUAAAUAAAAUGUUUGAAUUAAAAAUGAGGUAUGAUGAAAGUGAUAAUCCUGCUAUUAGAGUAACCAGAGCUGUGACAGAUUUGAUAGGCAGGGCUUUAGGUAGUGUAAUGACACCUUCAACACUGAGUGAGGCUUUGACAGAAAUCAACAAAUACGACCCUUCCUUCACCCCAGAGAGUUUUGCUUCCUAUUGUGAGACCAUUGUUGUCCCUCAUAUCUUAGAGGCCAUGAUUAGAGCUGAUUUAGAAGUAUUAAAAGACUGGUUGCAUGAAUCAGCAUACAAUGUUACAUCAGCCAUAUUAAAGCCUUACAUAGAAGCUAGAUACAAACCAUGCUCACAGAUCAUUGAUAUUGGUCGUGUGGAUGUUCUGGGAGGACAAGUGAUGGAGCAGGGCCCAGUUUUACUAAUUCAGUUCCACGCUCAUCAGAUUGAAUGUUGGCGGGAUUUUAAAAAUGAAGUGGUUGUUGGUAGUCCAGAUGAUAUUUUCAAAAUGACCUACACUUGGGCCUUGUGCAGAGAUCAAGAUGAAUUGGAUCCAAAAGCUGCCUGGAAACUGUUAGAAUUUAGUGCUACAAAAACGAACGUAGUUAUAUAAAACACUGCUACAGACCCUAGGCUUUUAACAUUUAUUAUAUGAAUGGUGCCAAAAACAUGUGAAGGUGGUUCCUUCCUUCAGGCCUUGUCAUCUGUGUGAAAGAUGUGAAGUGAUGAAAAUAUGUGAAAGGGUUUCUUCUGUUUAAUGAUGCAAUGUGAAGUGAUGGCAGAAAAACUGGAACAUGUUUCAGACUAUUAUCCAUGUGAAAACUAUCAUUCCAUGUGAACACUUGUAUGUGAUGUAUGGAAUUUAUGUGGUUACACAGGUGCAUCACAUUUUAUAAACCAUUCUUAAGUCUGUGCUCUUUUAUCCAUGUACAUGUAUAAUAACUGAAACUUAUUCUAUGUUCGUUUAGAAGCAUGUUUCAGAACCAUUCGACAUAUACUUAGUAGGUAUUCUUUUACCUACUGACAUGACAGUGAUACAUAAUUAAAAUGUCAAUAAUGUUGAACAAUAAAUUAUUUAAUUAUGAUGAAAAA